Otolemur garnettii (small-eared galago) is the source of this 7180-nucleotide messenger RNA. It is a transcript of the gene ZDBF2, whose product is annotated as zinc finger DBF-type containing 2. The transcript has 8 exons. Gene Ontology annotation, molecular function: nucleic acid binding; zinc ion binding. The record is from RefSeq and is a predicted model, not a curated record. Gene Ontology annotation, biological process: epigenetic programming of gene expression; genomic imprinting. The coding region runs from base 80 to 7099 and encodes 2339 amino acids. NCBI's taxonomy places the organism in Eukaryota, Metazoa, Chordata, Mammalia, Primates, Galagidae.
AGUCAGAACAUCAAAUGUUCUCAUAGUAAAAAGUAAUAGUUUGAAUUUUCAAGUAGCCAUUUGACUUUGGUUAUUCAAAAUGCAGUGCAGAGGACGAGGAUAUUGCAGCUAUUGCUGUGUGGAGUAUCCUAACCUGGAACAGCAUUUGUUCAGUGCUCAGCACAGAGCUUUGACCAGACAGAGUAGAGAAGAGGUACUUGGUACCACUAGUUUGAUGGAGCGUUUCUUGCAGGAUGUAGUGCAACAUCACCCGCAUUAUUGUCAAGAAAGCAGACCCGUGCAACAAGAGAUCGUUGAGAAUCCUGAGUCACCUGAUGUGAUUCAUGUGGCCGAUUAUUUUCCUGAAGGAGACUAUGAGGAUGAGGAAGAGGAUGAGGAAGAGGAUGAAGAAGAGGAUGAAGAUGAAGAUGAGGAUGAUCCUGGUACCAGAGAAGAUACAUCCUCCAAGGGUUGUAAAGUUGUUGAGUCACAUUUCAGGCCUAGUAUAUAUCAGGAAUGUAUACAGGAGGUUUCAGUUCGACCAUCAGUUAUUCAAAAACUAGAGAGGGGACGGCAGCAGCCCUUGGAGUUUGUUAAUAAAAUUGGGCCUGUUAUGAAAAAAUGUAAUUCAGUAGAUACUGGUCAAGUUACAAAUAAUGGAAGUAACUUAAUACGUCCCCCAGUGAUUUGGAAUGCACCUGCUCGUCCUUUACCUGAAAGUUCUAAAGGUAGACCAGUCAUAACUAAUGUGACUAAGUUACCACAAGCAGCCAAUUUGGAUUCAGUUAACAAACGUGAUCCAAACAAAGUUGAGAAACACCUUGAGCAGGUAGGCGGGGUCUUUAGAAAGCCCAUGACAUCAUCCAGUCUAGAAACUUCUUCAGUUUCACAUCAGAAUCCUAAAGAAUCAAACAGGAAAGCUUUGUGUAUAAAUUCAGAUAAAUUGGUUUUACAGAAAGAUGUAAAAUCUAAGGGUAAAACUUUGUCAGCUGAUUUUAAAUUCUGCGAACGUAUGCGUACUGAGGGGUCUUUAAGAGUUGACAGUCCUUCUGAGUUAGAAGUAGAGUCAGCAGUAAACCUGAGUAAAACUGAGAAGCCUUCUAAUAAAGGAAUCUUUGAGGAUGCCAGUCCAGAGUACCAUGAGGCAUCCUUUUCUAAUAUCAAUUAUACCCAAGAAGCAAAACGUUUGGUUUUUAACAAGUCAGGCUUUUUAGAAAAGAAGUACUCAGUGAGUUCUGAAUUGAAGUUUGAUUAUAGCUAUCUUCAGUCAUCAUCUUAUCAACGCCUAAAGACUGCACGAGACUUCAAUGUUUGGAAAGAGGUUGACCAAGAAGGUAACAAUGAUGAAUCUAGUGAUUCUGAAAUGAGUUUUGAUCGCAAUUCUUUUCAUUCACUGACUGAUCAAUCCAAAGUGACUGCCAAAGAAAUAGACCAUUCCAAGGAAGUAUAUGCUGAUUUACAGUAUAAGAAUAAUACAUCUUAUGGCUCUGAAACAAGUUCUGAUGGUGAUGACUCUCUUCAGUUGGUUACCAACCAAUCUCAAGUGAUUGUUAAAGAAGGAAAUCCACAGAAUGCAGUGCGUAUUAGCCUGGUUGACCAAAGCUAUGAAUCUAGUAGUUCUGAAAUGAAUUUUGAUUGUUAUGGCUCACCUCAGUCAACUGAUGACUACCCUCAACAGCAAGCAAAAGAAGUCAACCUUUCUAAGGAGGCGCACAUUGAUUUGGUUAAUAAGAACUAUGGAUCUAGUGGCUCUGAAGUAAGUGCUGAUUCUGUUUUCCCACCUCAGUCCGUGGUUGACCGACCUCCAGUGGUUGUCACUGAAAUAAAACGUCGGAAGAAGGUUCACGGUCGUUUGGAUGAUGAGAACUGUGCAUCGAGUUGUUCUGAAACCAGUUUUGAUUGUGAUGUUUCUUUUCAGUCAGGAGUUGAUCACCCUCAACUGACAGUCAAAGAAAGUCAUGUGAAAAGUAGACGAGUCCAUGCAAAGCUUAAGAAACGUAAAUCCAGUAGUGCUAAGGCAUGUCCUGAUGGUGAUGUCUCUCCUGACGCAGUGGCUGAUGAACCCGAGAGCACUGAUGAAGAAAUAGAUAUUCUGAAAGAGAAGAAUUCUGACCUUGUAGAUAUGGAUCGUGAGUCUCAUAGUCCUGAAAUGGCUUAUGCUGAUGCUCAGUUUGCGAUUGGCCAUCCUUCAGUAGCAGUUAAUGAAAUGAAUCCACAGAAAGAAGAUACUAACCUGGAGAGUCAGAGCAUUCGUUCUAGCGUUUCUAAUCUAAGCUUCAAUUCUUCUGCUUCUGCUUCUGCUUCUUCCCAGUCAUCCAAUGAUCAGCUUCAAGGGCCUUUGGGUGAAGUGAAUGUUAAAGUGUUAAAUCAUGACAUGGAAACUAAAAGCUGUACGAGCACCAGUUCUGACCUGACUUUUGAAUCUGAUCCUCCUUUUACUGAGCAGUCUCAGUUGGAUAUUGGAAGAAAUAAACACAUUGGCCUGGAUAAUGAGAGCUGUGAGUCAUACAGUUCUGAAAUAACUUUUGAUUCUGAUAUUCAUCUUUCAGUAGUUGACCAACCUGAAAUAUCUCUUUAUGAGGAAGAAGUUGUUGAUAUGGAAAAUAGAAGUGAUGCAUCUUGUGCUUCUGAAACAGGUUCUGAUUAUGAGAUUCCUCUUCAUUCAAGAGAUGAUCAGUCUGAAGUAGAUGAUGAAGAAGUAAAUAAUGAAGAGUAUGCAUACUUAGAAAGGAAAAAUGAUGAACCCAGUGGUUCUGAUACAAGUUGUGAUUCUUAUGCCUCUGUUCAUUCAGUGAGUAAUUCUCCUGAAACAGCUGUUCAAAACCUUAACCCUCAACAAGAUGAGGUAUACCUAGAAAAUAGGGAAAAGGAACCUGAUUCUGAAUUAAAUUUGGAUUAUGGUGUUAUUUUUCAUUCAAUGACUGGACAUUCUGAAUAUCCCAUUAAAGAAAUACACCUUCAGAAAGAAGAGCACAUGCACUUAGAAAAUAAGAGUGCUUUUGGAAAACAUCUGAACCCUGACAUCUCUCUUCAGUCAGUGGCUAACAGACCUGGAGUAGUUGUUAAAGAAAUACGACUUCAGAAAGAAAAGCAUGCUGAAUUCAAGGAUAAAAGUUCUGAAUUUAGUGGUUCAGAACCAAAUUUAGAUUCUAAUGUCCCUCACUAUUCAGGAGCUGAACCUCACACAGCUAUUAAAAAAGUCAAUGGAAAGAAGAAGCGUAUUCUAGAAAACAAUGAUAAACGUAGUGGCACUGAAAUAAUUCUGGAUUCUGAUGUCAGUUCUCAGUCAAUGAAUAAGAAACCUCAGCCAGCCCUUUUGAAGGAAAAACAUGUUAAUCCGGAAAACAAAAACAGUGAAUCACGUUAUUCUAAAACAACUUUUGGUACUGAACAACUGCGAGAAGCAUUUAAAAAAAUAAGCCUGCAGGAGGAAGAGGAUAUUAGCUUGAAAAAUAAGAUGGAUGAACGUAAUGGUUCUAAAUUAAUCUGUGAUUCUAAUGUUUCUGUUCAGUCUGUGGUUGAUCAACCUAAAGUAACUGGUAAACAAUUAAACCCAAGAAAUGAAGAUCAAAUGUACUUAGAAAUGAAGCACUGCCAGUAUAGUUCUUCUAAAAUGAGUUUGAAGUCUGAUUUUAUGAUUCGGUCGAUACUUAACCGACCUCAAGUAACUAUUUCAGAGCAAGAGCACAGUGAGCUGGAAGGUAAACGCAAUCAGUCUUGUGGUUCUGAAAUAAGUUUUGAUUCUGAUGACCCUCUUCAAUCAGUGGCCGACCAGCUUAGAGAAACUGUUAAAGAAAUAAGCCUUUGGAAGGAUGACGAAGCUGAUGUGGAAGAUAAGAGGGAUAAAGCUAAAGAUUUUAGAAUCAUGUAUGAUUCUGACAUCCUUCAGUCAGCAGCUGGCCCAACUGAAAAAGUAUUUAAGAAGGCUAACCUUUGGAAAAAGCAUGUUGCUAUGGAAAGAAAGAUUAUUAAGCCUGGUCAUUUUAAAGCACCUCAACAUUCCAGUAACCCUCCUCAGUCUGUGACUAAUAAAAUUCAAAGAGCUAUUAAAGAAAGAAGUGUUAUGAGAGCGGAACAUGUUUGUCUGGAUGAUAAGGGCUAUGAACGCAAUGAUUCUGAAAUAAUUUAUGUUUCAAACAUUCCUCUUCAGUCAGUGAUUAAGCAACCACAAAUUUUGGAAGAGAGGCAUUCCAAUUUGGGAAAUAAGAGCAGUGAUCCUUGUGUUUCUGAAGUAAAUUUUGAUUCCAGUGAUCCUUUUCAGUCAUCAACUACCCCACUUCAAAAAGCUGUGAAAGAAACAAAUCUUUGGAAAGAAGGCCAUAUUUACCUGGAAGAUAAGAGCUAUAAACUAGGUGAUUUUGAAGUAAAUUGUGAUUCUGCUACUCCUGUUCAUUUUGUGGCUGGUCAGUCACCGGUGUCUGCCAAAGAACUAGAAAAGAACUACCAAUUCUGUGGUUCUGGAAUAAAAUGUGAUUCUGGCAUUGAUUUUACAUCAGAAGUUGACCAACCUCAAGUGUCUUAUGAAGAAACAAACCUUCAGAGGGGAAAACAUCUUGGCAUGGAAGAAAAGACUAGUGAACCUAAUGAUUCUGAAAUGUGUGAUUCUGAUGUCCCUUUUCAGAUAGUACUUAACCAAUAUCCAGAGUCAGUCAAAGAAACAAAUUUUCCAAAAGUGGUACUUGUGGAUGUUGUGCCCAGUGAGGGUGAUUGUGAAGGAAUUUCUGUUCCUGACAUCCCUCUUCAAUUAGUGACUGACCCACCUCAAAUGACUGACCCACAUCAAAUCAGUUGUAUAAAUGCAGAAUGCAUUGAUGACGAAGAGAAGAGCAAUGACUCUUUUGGUUCUGAAGUAAGAUAUGUUUGUGAAACUCUUCCUCCAUCUGUGACAAGCCAAUCCAAAGAGACUUUUAAAAUAAUCAACCGGAAGAAAGACUGUAUUAUUCUGAGUGAUUCAAAUUGUCAGCCGUGUACUUCUGAAAUAAAUGUUAAUGUUGAUGCCUCUGAUCAGUUCAUGAGUUACCAGUCACAAGAGCCUGAGAGAAAAAAGGUGAAAUAUACUGAUCCAGAAGAUAAGCACUGUGAAUCUGAUCAUCCUAAAGGAAAAGCCACUUCUGGGCCUGUAACCCGACAGCAAAAAGCUCGCAAAAAAGCCAGCCCUCGGAAAAAUCAAAGAAGUACUAGACGAAAAGGUAAGAGCUGUAAAUCCAAUGUUUCUGCCAAGGACUUUGAUGCCUCUUCUGAGUCAGCAGUACAUCAAUUGGCUGAAAAAGGAAACUUUUCAAAGUCAAAACGUACACAUAGAGGAAGUAUGAGCUGUGAACCUUGUGGUUCUCAGAUGAAUUUUCAGUGUGAUCCUUCUCUUCAGCCUGACACUGACCAGCCUCAAGAAGCUGUUAAUAAAACAGACCUACGUAAGAAGACAUCUUUUAAUCUGGAAGAAAAGAACCAUGGUUCCCAAUCAAGCUCUGUUCCCAUGGUUGAUUCUGCAAGGAACCCAGAAAAAGCAAAGGAGGUUGUAGAAGAUAAUUCUGAUGAACCAGUUCUUGAAGCCUUGCCUCAUGUCCCUCCUUCAUUUGUGGGGAAAACAUGGUCUCAAAUAAUGAGAGAAGAUGACAUAAAAAUUAACACUCUUGUCAAGGAAUUUAGGGAAGGUCGUUUCCACUGUUACUUUGAUGAUGACUCUAAGACCAAAAAUGUUACUCCAAAUAAGAAAAAGAAAAGGGUUACCUGGGCUGACCAGCAGCAGAAUGCUGCUUCAAAUGAAGCUUUAUCAGAUUAUAAAGAUACUGCAGGUAGUGCUUCAGAAACUGUUGACCCUUCAGUGGCCUUAGAUAAAACAUGCCAUCCUCCUCCUCCAGCAGAGAGGCCUCCUACACAAGAGAGUGAUCAGGUGCCUUCUCCAUGCCAGGCUGUGAAAGUUAGCCUUGGAACUCAAACCAAUGUUGAGAGUUGCCCACCAACAAAAAGAAAACUAACUGGACAAGAGGAAGACUCACCAAAAAGUAAGCGCCCAAAUUCACGCGAUAAGAAAAAAGCCAAAAAAAAGGUCAGAAUUGCGCCAGUUGAAUUACCUGCAUCAUGUACUAAAAUUUUGAGGCCUAUGCAAUCCAAAGCCUUAGUCUAUAUUCUGUCUUCUCUGAAUAUUAAGCUGGAAGAAGGUGAAUGCCUUCACUUCUCCAGAUUGAAGCACCGCAAGUGGGAUAAUGAUGUUCGGUUUAGGUGCAGAUAUAAGCGGAAUAGCAUCACGCAUUAUGACCCAUUACUGAAGGAAAUUAUAACUAAUCCUCCAAUAAACAUAGUAUUGCCAGAGGCAGACCAGAAUAACUUUCCUAAAGCUCUGACUGACAGCAACUCCAGUGCAGGAGACAAGGAUGCUGGUGGACAAAGUUCUGGGACAAUGCCAACAAGAAGUUCACGUCGCAAGACCAAGGGCUCGUCUCCCUUAACACAAAAAUCAAAAGGUCCGAGCUCUGGUGAGAUUCCAAACGGAAGUAAUUUCCAGCUGCUGCUUUUAAAUCGUGAUAAUACCAAAGCCUGCCCAGGAUCACUUCUAAAUAGGUUUUUGAGAAGUCAAAAAAAACUUCAAAAAAAAACGACGACUGCCACUGAGUUCCCUGAACAGGGUGUAAAACCAAGCACUCGCCAACAGAGAAAGAGAAAAACAUCUGAAAAACAGCCCCUUUGGAUUCGGACCAAACCAAGUGAUGUAAUUAUAAAGUACAUUUCGAAAAAUACUGUGUUUUUACGUCGUAAAUAUCAAUCCAGGACCAUUUUUAGUGAGAGUUAUCUCAACAAGACAAAGUCUAUUGUCAGUACGCCAAAGAACAUGAAGAGACAAGCAGAAAUGCUUCUGAGCUCCCCAGUUCCACCAGCUCAUGCUAAAGAGCCAUUAAGUGCUGUAGCAGGUCCUUCAAAGCAGCCCAAGAAGGGCUCCUACCGUGGUACAAGAAAGAAGAAUACUGAUAAUACUGCAAGAGAAAAGAGUGCUAAUGUAAGAUGUGAUAGCAAAAAGGAAAGUCCUGGACCUGUGAAACCAUAUGCUCUGAGAAGUUUAUCUUCUGCACCACAGCCUGACACACGUAGAAUUGUGACUCGACUCUCAAACAGACUGAGAAGGUAAAAUGAGAUAAAAUAGAAGCAGCUUUUGUGUUGAGGGUAGUUGAGGAUUCAGUACUUCAAUUGAAAGAUACUUGGUACUUAG